Messenger RNA from Chrysemys picta bellii (western painted turtle), 3196 nucleotides. RefSeq names its product thyroid hormone receptor interactor 6 (gene TRIP6). Gene Ontology annotation, biological process: signal transduction; positive regulation of non-canonical NF-kappaB signal transduction. Gene Ontology annotation, cellular component: cytoplasm; focal adhesion; stress fiber. NCBI's taxonomy places the organism in Eukaryota, Metazoa, Chordata, Testudines, Emydidae. The record is from RefSeq and is a predicted model, not a curated record.
AGGAAGUGGUAGGAAUUCCCAUCCCCACGUGUCUCCUCUGGAAUGUGGUGACGUCACCGAGGGGUCCAUUAAAAAAACUUUUUUUGGGAGUUAGGAGAAAAAAAACUUUUGUGGGGAGAUUGGAGCCGGUGGGGUCCGGAACCUCCGGGACCCUCCCUCCACCGGGCCUGGGACCCUCCCCCGCCCCACGAGUGGGGCAGAACAGGAGGGGUUUGGACCCCCCCCCAGCUGGGAAUCCCCCAUCGGAACCAGGUCCCAGAGAUGUCCGGUCCCACCUGGCUUCCCCCCAAGCAGCCGAGCUCUUCAGGCUCUCCCGGCAUCUCGGUCUCGGCUCCGGCGCUCUGCAAACCCCAGAAGAAAUACGCUCCGGUCCCCGCGCCCCCCAGGCCGGCCCCCCAGGAGCAGAAUGGGGGUGGCAUGAGCGGGCCGGGCUACCAGCCGUCGGGCCCUGGCAGCCUCCCGUCCCGUUCCCUGCCCUCUGGUUUCCGCCCCCCGGCUGGCUCAGAGCGUCAUUAUCCAUCACCCCCUGGAACCAAGGAUGAGCCGGGGGCACCCUGGGGUGGCCCCCCCUCUGCCGGACGCGGGUACCACAUGCAGGGGCCUGCCCUAGACCCAGGGCCCCACCGCCCCUCCAGCAUCGACGCCCAAAUAGACUCGCUCACCAGUAUGUUGGCUGAUAUGGAGAGCGCCGGCCCGCAACGCCGGGGGGAGAGGCAGAACUUCGACUCCGUCCCGUACCCGUCGGCCUCUGGCCCCCCGCAGCCCGGACCCCCCAAAAUGCCUGGCCCCUACAAGCCGGGCUCCUUCGCCCCCAAGAACUCGCCCUACGGUCCAUCGCCCCAACCUGCCACCUCAACGGCUUCCUCUGGGCCGUCUCCCCAGUACGGGGCUGGCUACCUGCGGGUGCCACCCGGGCAUAAGCCCUACCCGCAGCCCAUGCCCGCGUCCUAUACCACAUCGGCUGGGCCGGCCUUUAACGUCCAGGUCAAAGUUGCCCAGCCGGUGCUCGGUUACGGUCAACCGAGGCACCGGGCUGAGCAGGCCUAUGCCCCCCCCUCGCCCCAGGCUGGCCACGGGGCCCAGUACGCCUUGGAGCAGGGCGCCAGAGGGGAGGAGGGCUGGUAUCUGGAGCCGGGGGGUUACGGCAAGAGGCCAGGCAAAGGGGAGAGCUAUGGGGCUGGGGGGCUGGCCAAGCCGGCAGAGGCGUCUGGGGGUCCGUACCAGGCUGCCACUGGGACCCUGGGCAAGGAAGAGACGGCGGUGACAGGAAAGGUGCCCCCUGGUGGUGGAGGAGGAUACCAGCACCAGGCCCCACCGAGCCGCCCGGAGGAGGAGCUGGACAGACUGACCAGGAAGCUGGUGCACGACAUGAAUCACCCGCCGGCGGGGGAGUACUUCGGGCGCUGCGCCCGCUGUGGGGAGAACGUGGUGGGGGACGGGACGGGCUGCGUGGCCAUGGACCAGGUCUUCCAUGUGCCCUGCUUCACCUGCACCACCUGCCACGCCCGGCUGCGGGGCCAACCCUUCUACGCCAUGGAGCGGCGGGCGUACUGUGAGGCCUGCUACGUCGUGACGCUGGAGAAAUGCUCCAGGUGCUCCAAGCCCAUCCUGGACCGGAUCCUGCGGGCCAUGGGCAAGGCCUAUCACCCCCAGUGCUUCACCUGUGUCGUCUGCCACCACUGCCUGGACGGGGUCCCCUUCACCGUGGACGCCACCAGCCAGGUCCACUGCAUCGAGGACUUCCACCGGAAGUUCGCCCCACGCUGCUCCGUGUGUGGCAACGCCAUCAUGCCCGAGCCCGGGCAGGAGGAGACGGUCAGGAUCGUGGCCCUGGAUCGGAGCUUCCACAUUGGGUGCUACAAGUGUGAGGAGUGCGGGCUGCUGCUGUCAUCAGAGGGCGAGGGCCGCGGCUGCUACCCCCUGGACGGGCACAUCCUGUGCAAGUCGUGCAGUGCCCGGCGCAUCCAGGAGCUCUCCUCGAAGAUCACCACUGACUGCUGAGGGCUCGGGGGGGCUCAGCUCCCCGCUCACCCCCAGGUCUCUGCCCUGGGUGGGGGCCCUGUCUGCCCUCAAUGCCAGCAGCUGCUUCAGUAUCAGUCAAUUUGGGGUCCCCCCACACCCUGUUUCUCCCAUCCCCUAGGGGGCAAAGAACCUGCCUUGUGCCCCCCAGAUUCCUGCCCCUGGCUAUGUCGGCAUCUAAUAUUGGGGUCUCCCUGCACCCCACUUCUCCCAUCAUUUUGGGGGGCAGAGCCCCCCAUUUCUUGUUACCCCCAGCUCCAUUGUCAUCUAUUAACCCCUCUCUGCCCCCCCCCAUUUCUCCCUUCACUUUGGGGGUACGUUUGCCCUCCCAGAGUCCCUGCUCUGCCAACAGCUGUUAAUUUGGGGUCCCCUCUGCCCCUUGCCUCCCCCCAAUUCCUCAGCCCCGGCCCCAAGGUCGAGACAAGGGGGGGGGGUGGCAGCAAAAGGAGAGGUGGAAUUCACCCUGCUCUAAUAUUGGGGUGAGGUUGGACCCCCCCUCCACAGCUGGUAUAAAGCAGGGGGCGGGGCUUGGUGGCUGGACAGGAAGUGAACCUGUCUAUUUGCCCCUCCCACAUUUCUCUUGGCCCUGCCCCCCCCAGCCUCUUGGCCCCGCCCCCUCCCGGGGAAGGUUCUCUCCUGCCCCUCCCCUCAGCUGAAAUAUCAGCUGUGCCCUGGGGGGGGGGGAGGCUGCCCCUUAAUUCCCCAGCAGGUAUCCCCAAUAUUUCUUACUGGGGGGGUUGUAUUUCUCCCCACUCCAGGGAUUCAGAGACCAGUUUAUGAGGGGUGGGGGGAUGCUCAGGAUUUGGGGUUUCUCCCAAAUUUGGGGUCAGUUUGUUUUUUGGAGGGUCAUGGGGGGGGGCUGCCCCUUCCCGAAGGAGCCCUGACUCCCCACCUGUUUUGGGGGUGGCCCUUUGGACCCUAACAACCCCCCAGCUGUGUGUAUCAGGAUGCCUGGGUUCCAUCCCAGGCUCCUGGGAGGGGAAUAGGAGUGGGGGGAGGCAGGACUCGUGGGUUCUAUCCCUGGCUGGGGGAGGGGAGGGGGUUCCUUCAUCACCAUUAACGAUUUCCAUUGCAUGCUUCACCCUCUUCCCCCCCCCCCCAACUCUAUAAACACCCUCCCCCUUUCUGGGCCGUGGGGAUGGAUUAAAGAUUUGUUUUUUCACUCUUGGCAAUACAA